AUGGUGCUACUGGCGAUUUAUGUUGGAAGUCAGAUGACUUGCAAUCCAGUGUGUACUCCACCAGCUUUCUGUGAUACUAAUACAGGUAAGUAUUGA
Caenorhabditis briggsae is the source of this 96-nucleotide messenger RNA. The record is from RefSeq and is a predicted model, not a curated record. The coding region runs from base 1 to 96 and encodes 31 amino acids. The transcript has a single exon. Lineage: Eukaryota; Metazoa; Nematoda; Chromadorea; Rhabditida; Rhabditidae.